AUGCCUUUCGAUGCAUUUGUUGGCCUCAUAGCACUGGCAGUUCAGGAAGACUCGCAAAUUUUGGACAAUUUGGGAGUUCUUUACAUAAGUUCUUCCAAAUUAAAAGAAGCGCAAGAAAUAUAUGAAAUACUCGACAAAAAAUAUCCUGAAUAUCGUGAGGGGAAAGUGCAUUACAAUAUUCUGUACAUGUAA
Messenger RNA from Oppiella nova, 192 nucleotides. The record is from the annotation of a GenBank genome assembly. Lineage: Eukaryota; Metazoa; Arthropoda; Arachnida; Sarcoptiformes; Oppiidae.